Messenger RNA from Populus euphratica (Euphrates poplar), 1444 nucleotides. It is a transcript of the gene UMAMIT4, whose product is annotated as nodulin MtN21 /EamA-like transporter family protein. Gene Ontology annotation, molecular function: transmembrane transporter activity. The record is from RefSeq and is a predicted model, not a curated record. NCBI's taxonomy places the organism in Eukaryota, Viridiplantae, Streptophyta, Magnoliopsida, Malpighiales, Salicaceae. The coding region runs from base 86 to 1177 and encodes 363 amino acids. Gene Ontology annotation, cellular component: membrane. The transcript has 7 exons.
UGUACACAUAACUAUAUAAGCAACUUCAGAUUUUGUGAUUGUAUAACAUCCCAAAGGGCAAGCAGAAAAUAAGGAGAGGGGAAAUAUGGCAGAUAGGAGUGUUCUCCCUCAGAAAAUGAAACUUCUUCUGGCCUUAGUUGCUCUACAGUUUUUCUAUUCAGGGUUUCAUAUUGUUUCAAGGGUAGCACUAAACAUUGGUGUUAGCAAAGUUGUUUACCCAGUUUAUAGGAACAUCAUUGCAUUGCUUUUAUUGGGACCUUUCGCUUAUUUCUUUGAGAAGGAGGAAAGACCACCUCUUACUUUCUCUGUGCUGGUUCAACUCUUCUUUCUAGCAUUAUUGGGAAUCACUGCAAACCAAGGGUUUUAUCUCUUGGGAUUGUAUUAUGCAUCUCCAACUUUUGCUUCAGCAAUGCAAAAUUCAGUUCCUGCAAUCACUUUUGUCAUGGCUUCUGCUCUAGGACUUGAGAAAGUCAACAUUUCUAGGAGAGAUGGACUAGCAAAAGUUCUAGGAACCAUUGCAAGUAUAGGGGGUGCGUCUGUCAUUACACUCUACAAAGGCCCUCCUCUUCUGUAUCAGAUAACACAACAAGAACAAGGAAUAACAUUUGAAGAAGAUAUGUCUUCGAAGAAAAUGCAAAACUGGACAUGGGGAUGCAUAUUCCUGUUUGGGCACUGCUUAUCAUGGGCUGGCUGGAUGGUCUUUCAGGCUCCUGUGUUGAAGAAGUAUCCGGCAAAGCUCUCUGUCACUUCUUUUACAUGCCUUUUCGGAUUGAUCCAGUUCUUGGUCAUUGCAGCAUUUGUAGAAACUGACUUCAACCAUUGGAAAAUCCAAUCAGGAGAAGAACUAUUCACAAUCCUAUAUGCUGGGAUUGUGUCCUCUGCUAUAGUCAUUUCCCUUCAAACAUGGUGCAUUCACAAAGGUGGUCCUGUCUUUGUUGCUGUCUUUCAACCAAUGCAGACAAUUUUGGUUGCUGUUAUGGCUUCUCUAAUACUUGGUGAUCAGUUGUACUCUGGAGGGAUUAUCGGUGCAAUUCUUAUCAUGCUUGGUCUCUAUUCUGUUUUAUGGGGAAAAAUUGAGGAGAAAAGAGUGGAAAUUCAAAACAGGGAAGAGACCCUGACAAGGAACCUUCUUGAAGACAAAAAUAAAGACAAGGAAGAGCGGCCUUGUAUUGUCUGACAUACCAUGAAUAUCCUGCGCUUUAUUUAUUUAUUAUUUAUCUCCAAGACUGAAGAUGUUCUGAAAACGAUGGCUACUCUUAGAAAAGAAUCAGUUCUAAUGGUUUUUAGAUUAGCCCAACAUCUCAACAUGCAUGUAUAUUUAUGGGGUUUGGUUUCUCACAGAUUUACUCUUUUAUAUUGAAUCUUGAGCUAAGCUGGCUAUAGACUUGAACUCCAUUCAGAGGAAGUGAGGCUCUUCAAACUGUACCACUAGUAGUCUGCAACU